CUUCGCUAUCUUUUCUCUCGCGCUUGUAACGGUCCUCAUCAGCUGUCAAUACGGACCUGAACUAAAAGCCUGCGCAGCAACCUUUAAAAAUAACUAAAAACAAUGACAGACGGAGCAAAAUCAGAGACAACACUCCGGAACAAAAAGCAGCGUUAGCAGACUUUUAGCCUUUCUGUGCUCCUGCAGGCCGGUAAACAUCAGCGUCGGAGGAAGCCAUGCCAGUGGAGAGUGGGAGCAGUGGCGCCGCCCGCCAGGCCAAGCAGAAGAGGAAGUCUCACAGCCUCUCCAUCCGCAGGACCAACAGCACAGAGCAGGAGCGCUCUGGUCUGCAGAGAGACCUGCUGGAAGGACAGUCCUCUGAUAAUCUGGACUCCUUCAUGAGAAUGGAGGACACCAAACUGCCUCUCUCACUGAGGACCAAUCUGUUGGACCUGUUCAGUCAGAUCGAGAGAGAGUUUGAAAACCUCUACUUGGAAAACAUUGAAUUGCGCAGAGAAAUCGAGUCCCUGAAUGAUCGUUUGGCUGCAGACGGACAGACAGUGGAAGGAGCAGAUUUAGCUAAAGGAGCUCUUAAAACAAAAGCAAGUCACAGCACCAGUCAGCUGUCUCAGAAGCUGAAAACAACCUACAAGGCCUCUACAAGCAAGCCGCGUUCAAAUUCUUGCCAUGCCAGAGUAGUAGGCGGAUCCCGCAACUUCAACGUACCCAGUUGGGAGUUGUGGGGCGGAGACUCAUGGAUUGUGUCCAGUUUCAAAGCGACCACAACCAGAGCAGUUUGCCAGCUGGUCAAGGAGUAUGUUGGCCACAGGGACGGCAUCUGGGACCUCAGCAUCACCAGGACCCAGCCUGUGGUCCUGGGUACCGCCUCUGCUGACCACACAGCGAUGCUGUGGAGCAUUGAGACCGGAAAGUGCCUCCUCAAAUACCUGGGCCACCAAGGAUCAGUUAACUCCAUUAAGUUCCACCCCACUGAGCAGAUGGCUCUAACAGCCUCCGGAGAUCAGACGGCGCACAUCUGGAGAUACAUGGUGCAGCUCCCUACUCCCCAACCUGUUGCUGAUACCGCUCAGACGCCCUGUGAAGACGAUGUGGACUUCUCAGAUAAAGACGACGCAGACGGUGAGGUUGAGGGACCCAACGACUGCCCAUCGGUUCGCGUACCAACCACGACGCUCCGCAGCCAUCAGGGGGUGGUGAUCGCUGCUGAUUGGCUAGUGGGAGGCAAACAGGUGGUGACGGCCUCCUGGGACCGAGCUGCUAACCUCUAUGAUGUGGAAACCUCAGAGUUGGUCCACUCGCUCACUGGUCAUGAUCAGGAGCUGACCCACUGCUGCACCCACCCCAACCAGCGCCUGGUGGUGACCUCAUCCAGGGACACCACCUUUAGGCUGUGGGACUUCAGAGACCCGUCCAUCCACUCUGUCAAUGUCUUCCAGGGACACACAGACACUGUGACGUCUGCCGUCUUCACCGUGGGAGAUAACGUGGUGUCAGGCAGCGAUGACCGCACCGUCAAAGUGUGGGACCUGAAGAACAUGAGGUCGCCCAUAGCAACCAUCCGCACAGACUCUGCUGUCAACAGGAUCAGCGUGUCUGUGAACCAGAAAAUCAUCGCCCUUCCCCACGACAAUCGGCAGGUCCGACUGUUUGAUAUGUCCGGAGUGCGACUGGCUCGACUCCCACGGAGCAACAGACAGGGUCAUCGUCGGAUGGUUUGCUGCUCCGCCUGGUGCGAGGACAACUCCACCUGCAACCUGUUCACCUGUGGCUUCGACAGGCAGGCCAUCGGCUGGAACAUCAACAUCCCGGCUCUGCUGCAGGAGAAAUGAUCUCCUCCUCUUUCUUCUUCUUCUUUCCAUUGUUAGCAGUGAAAUCUCACCCACAGCGUGCGUUGGUGUCUUGUUGGUCUUAAAGACGGAUGUAAGCAGUUUAGUUUAGAUGUUUAGUGACUCAUGGCUGACAGGAUGGAGUCUGUUUGAUUAAAAUAAAAUGAAGUCCUCAGAGACUUUUCACAAGCUGAGGGGCUUUAUAAGCAUCAGUCUCACUGUUUUUCACUGUAAGGAACAAAAGCAAACCUCUGAACCACUCACUGAUGAAAGCACAAACAUGUAGAGAUGCUCCUUCUUCCUGAAGGUUAACGCAGGACACAUUAGUCUGAAGCUCAACGUUUAGAUUCUCUGUGCUGCUUGUAUCUGCUUCCUGCUGCAAACACCAAAUCUAAUGUGUGCCACUAACAGCAGAUUAAAGGAAACAUCUGUGAACUUUU
Molecule: messenger RNA, 2266 nt
Organism: Cyprinodon tularosa
Lineage: Eukaryota; Metazoa; Chordata; Actinopteri; Cyprinodontiformes; Cyprinodontidae
Product: WD repeat-containing protein 37
Exons: 16
Coding region: 216-1829 (537 amino acids)
Cellular component (GO): preribosome, large subunit precursor
Molecular function (GO): protein binding
Source: RefSeq, a predicted model, not a curated record